ACACUCUGUGUAAUGUUAACCUACGUGGUCACGAGUUUGGGAAUACCCUCAUACUCAAUCUUCAGACGAACGUGUUGAUAUGGCGACACUCCAGGCGAAGGUUACGGCCAGACCUCUGUAAUAUGUGAAGACCAAGAGCUCUGUAUCUGUUCCCCCUAACAGACAGUGACAAUACUCUCGGCCUACAAAGGUUUCAGGAUGAAGAUGUUAAGCUACAUUAUGUUGGCAGUCAUGAUGACUGGUGCAGUUUACAAGUGUCACAUUGCACAAAGAAUGGAGCUGAGAGUUAUCGGACUUUUGGACAUUUCUCCAGGGAAUGAAGAUAACGUGGAGUCGUAUGUUUCGGAAGUAAAUGCCUUCCUUCGAGGACAAAUGUCUAGUUCAUAUGGAAGGAAUGUAUCUCUGGCCAUCGAAACGUUCGGUAAUGUAACCGAUGUUGAUGAUUUACUGCUACGGAUAGGGAACACAUCGAAUGUUAUAGCAAUGUACACUGAACCAGGACAGAGUCCAUUUUUGAAAAACGACUUGCUGACUCGUCCGUCUACAAAAGGUAUUCCUCUACUGGACAUGUAUCCGGAUGAAGAUAAAAUUUCAAGGUACCCGUCUUUAGUGUCAGUGACGUUGCCGGUAGAUGACGUCACGUCCAUCUUGGUUCAGCUGUUGGGCAAUUUACGAUGGAGUUAUGUUCAGGCUGUGUAUCAGAAUUCGUCUUACUUCUCAACUAUCCUGGAACGUGUGCAUACUGUGGCCGGACGUGCCAACAUAUGUGUACUCAAGUCGUUCCCAAUCAGUGAUGACGUCACGAAUACUAUGCUGUUGAACACCAUGCAGUCUUUGGGGAAGGAACACAACACAAGCGGUGUCCUGAUUUUGCUGGACAAAGUGCUUACUAGACGCUUCAUUGAAGUCAUAAAGACACAUCGAAGCUCAUCGCUUUUUCAUUUCCUCACCAUUGGUAACUGGGAGGAUACGAGUGUAUCCCCAAUAUUAGGUACACUGGCGAUCACUAGAGAAUGGACCUUUACACGACUAUCUGGAUCUGUGAGAAGUGACAUACCGGAAACUAGCUCUUUGGACACAGCGUUACAGUUCCUUCUACAUGGACUAGACAUGGCAUUACCCGAUGUUUUGAGCUGCCAAACAGAACCUGUUAGCGAUAACCUCAUGGCAUGCUUUAGACAGUCUUUGCUGGACGUAUUACGUAGAGACAUUGAUGAUACAUAUGUGUACAACUUCCAAGGCAAUACUAGCAGAGCACAAUGGAUCAAAACAAUCGCUGUUAUGAACAAUACAAAGAAGAUGAUAGCUCCCAUUGUUUUUUACGACAAUGAGGAUGUACCAAUAGAGGGGCAUGCUGUCUCGACUAGUCAACCUUUUCGCCAGGAAUGCCGAAAUAACAUUGUUCAGGAAAUUCACCUGUCUGAACAUGCAGAUGUAUACCUAGUUGGUGUAUUUCCCAUGCAUGAACGGGCCAAUACUCCCAAUGGCUGUGGGGACCUCAAUCCUGACCAGGUGAUUCUUGCAGAGGCGGUCACAUACGGAGUGGAUAUCAUCAACAAUAAUAUGGGAACUCUGUCGGGUUUGUCCCUUGGAUAUAUCAUUAUAGACAGCUGCUCUCUGGCAGAUCGUACCAUAGCUCAAUUUGAUCAGAUAUACAGCGGGAAGGCUAGUAAUGGGAUAAAUCUUGAAGUCGUGUCUCAAAUAUUUGGAGCGGUUGGUUUCACCGGUCAUGAUGAAUACGCACCUUUGGCGGGAUAUUUACAUAGCAAAGACUUACUUACUAUCAGCGCGACAGCCAUUGAUUCCGAAUUCAGUAAAAAAGACGUCUACCCAGAUUUUAUGCGAAUGGUGCCAGAUCAACGGGAAGAGAUUAGUGUUAUGUUUCAAACACUGAAGCUCUUCGGAGUUAAAUAUAUCGGGAUUGUGUAUUCCGAAGAGCAUCUUAAUGAAGCCAGCGCUAGUUUAGCAAUAGAUACAGCCGACUCUUUAGACAUAUCAGUUGUCUACGCGAUGCACAUAGCAAAAGACAUGGGACAAAGUGAUUUAUAUAUGGAUAACUUGGUAGACGAAUUUAUAGAAAGAAAUCUGAACUCCACCAGAGUAUUGGUUACAUUUGCGAUGGCUGAGGAGCUACUGCCAUUGUUUAAAGCGAUGAAGCGAAGACAUGUUGAACAGAUGAUGUGGGUUGGAGACAAUUCGUGGUUUACAACCAUACACCACGACGAAAUGGUACCUUAUAUCGAUUUAUUGGACUGGGCCUUUGUUGUUGGGAUACCUACAUAUCCAGUUCCAGCCUUCAAUCGACACUUCAUGCAGAUUCAAAACAACAACUCUGCUGCCAGCGCGUUCACAAGGGAACUUUUAAAUCUGAUGGAAACAUGUAAUAACUUAACUAAUAAUGAAGAGACUGGCAUUUGUAAUAAAUUACAUUCUGACAUGUUUAGUCACAACGAUGCAUACCUGGUCAUUGAUUCAGUAAAGGCCCUGGCAGAGGGUUUGGAAGAGCUAUUACAAACAUGCCCUUUAGGAGACUUUUGUCCAGACGCAAAGAAUGAUUUAGCAAGUCAUCUUCGGGAACAUAUAUUCCAAAAUCACUUCCUUGGUUCGAGUGGGAAGAUUGUUCGUUUUGACAGCAAAGGAAAUGGACCUGCCUCGUUUGGAAUUUAUCAGGUUGUCCCUGAUAAGGAGCACGUUGUUAAGUACCAAAAGGUUGGUUCUUUUGAGGACGGAUCACUGAGCGUUUCUAGUGAUCUCUCUAUUCCGCUGGAUAUGAAAAAAUCAGAAUGCAGCAUUAAAACGUGUGCCCAUGUACCUCUCGAUAUUUUCGGCAAACCGUAUGUCUAUAUAGACGGUAAUCCAAUGUUGUAUGGGUUUGUGAAGAUCUAUAAGCGCAAAGAUGAAGCAUCUUGUUCAGGAGAGGUGAGUCGUAACGGAUAUCAGGCCAUGGAGACAAUGGUUUGGGGAGUGAAUGCCAUUAACAACAACACCUCUUUACUACCAAACGUCACGCUAGGCUUGGCCGUGUUUCCCACUUGUGGUAUAUCCACAAAUACUAAAAAUAUCGUUCAAAGCGUUUUACUACCAAACUUAGUGCUGUCUUCAAGAGGAUUACGUCCAAACACCACUAUUCUCGGUAUCGUUGGAGGCGAAACAGUAGGGGAUGCUAUUGCUAUGGAAACUGCUACACGCGCAUUAGAUACGGAAGUUCCAGUGAUAAUUUCAUCACGAGCUGACGUAAAUGACGGAAAACCACACCCACGUUUGUUCAGGACAGUGCCCUCGCCAUUUGCGGAAAUGGACUAUAUUCUUGAACUAUGUUUGCAGCUAAAAUGGACAUAUAUCCAUGUCAUAUAUGGUCAGCUUUCGGACAGUGUCGUUAAAUAUCUUACGGACAUUACAGACGUAAAUGGGAUCUGUAUAGCAAGUCGUAAUAUGUUGGAUGGAUCGGUCUCCUCUGACGUAACGCGGUCUACGUUGAUUAACAUGACGACAGUAGAGGGCGCCACUGUGGUUAUACUAGUUACGACUCCAAAUACAGUUAAACAAGUACUGAAGGAGGCACGGGAUUUGUACCUGUUAGGACGGCUUUUCUUCGUUCUUCCUUUUGAAAUGUAUAAUUUAAAGCAACAUCUGUCGGAAAAUGACAUAGGGUUGCUCUCCUCCCGCCAAGACAUCCAAUUAAAUGACCGAUUCAUGGACUACUUUUUAGGCCUUAAUAUCAAGGACAAAGCAAGCGAUCCUUGGUUUGCUGAUUUUUGGCAGCAAGCAAACAAGUGUAAUCUGCGUUUUUCUACCACCUAUGAAAAAGACUGCUCGAAUUCAGAACAUCUUUCUACAAGUAAUUUUCCUGCCAUUCCUUCUACCAAUGGUAUUUUGGAUUCCGUAUUUUCCUUGGGACACGCACUCCAUCACCUGAUCAGAGAAUGCAAGACCAAUGUAUCCGAGUGUAUUGCAGGCAACCGGACGAACUUCUACAAUGAUAUAGACCGCUUUCUUAUUGCAUCUGACUUCACAUCUCCAGGAGGGUCACCAUUUAAGUUCCGGGAUAAAACUUCUGUUUCCAAAGCUUUGAUAGUAACAAAUGUUCAGAAGAGUCCUGACGGAGGAGUCAGAUUAGUUGAUGUUGGUACUUUCGUGAACAGAAAACUAGCGCUCGAUAUGAGGAAGCUGAGCUUCUAUAGAAAUGGUGUCCGUGUCAUACCUGAAUCGAAAUGCCUAGGCGACUGUAGGAAUUGCUUGGAUCCUAACUUUGUGAAUGAUUAUGACGCGCGAGUGACGUCAUUGCUAUCAGCUGGUCCUAUUCUACAACACAAGAUUUUCACAGCUCUUGGAGUUAUAGAUAUUCUCCUGAUCUGUAUCUCAUUUAUGUUCAUUGGAAUAGCAGUAUACUUCCUGCGUAAGUUUCACACGCAUAAAGUGUUCAAUCUGUGUUUGGAUGCCGAUACUGGGAUUCUGAUCGGCUGUGUGCUGAUGACUUGUUCAAGUUGCUGCUACCUGUUUACACAGACCAAACUGAUGUGUACUCUACAACUUGGUACUCCAGCUCUCUCAUAUGCCAUAUGUACUGCGUCUUUGGUUGUGAAAAUUAACAAGACGGCAUGUUUACGUUCGUAUCUCGGACUCCAACAGAGUAGCGUACCAAGCUGGGAUUUUGCUUUGACAUACAUGCCGUUGCUGCUGGUUCCAACAAUCAUAUUAUUCUUUAAAUGGAUGAAGAGUGAUGCUGUUCAAAUAAAUUCAACUGUUCCUGGUAUAAGGAAAAUUUCGAGUAUCGACGAAGUGACCAUCUCCUGGCGUUGCAGUUUUGACAGGGAAUUUUAUUCUUUGUAUAUGACAACAUUUUGGUUCGUGAUUGUAGAAGUGAUUAUUAUUACAUUCUCGUAUAUACUGCGCUGUAACAAAGAGCCGGAAGUCAAACAGGUCAUGUGGUCUUCUACAAUAAGCCUCGUUUUCAUCACUGGAUCUACGCUGGUACUGAUGCUGACCGGUAAUGUUGAGAUAUACGGAAUAGUUAUGUGCUUUGUACUGAACCUCAACUCUAUGGUACUUACAUGUGCUAACUUUCUCCCUGCGGUGUUUAUAUUGAUGACUGAGGAACAAAGGGAACACGAGUUCAUGCAUAUGAUGACACAGGAUAGAGUUACGCGCAUGGCAAAAUUUUGGCGUAAUGAAAAAUCAAGAAAAAAGGAAAACAAGGGUAAUGUCGAAAGAAAAUAUGCGAAAUCGUUAUGGAAACAAGGAGCAGAGCUAAGUGUGUUCAAGACUGCGACGUCUAUUGAAGAGGGCACCUGAUAUUGAUUAAUUGUUAUUGUGUACGCCAACACAUACUUCAUUCAAAGCUUAUCAUUUUGCAUAAAUCGUCAUGCAUGCAAAUCGGUAUUCAGGAAAAUGUUUCACAAUGGAGAAAUGGUUACUUAAAUUGCCCUGCAAUCGAUUUGUGAAAGAACAUGGAAUUCAUUUCUGUCGAAUGCGCCAACAAAUCCACUGAUCCUGUUAUAGAUAGUAUCAUAACUUCAGCGAAAUCUCGAUAAGCAUAUCUAAAGAUAUUUAUAUUCUUCUUAAGUCAGAGAAGUAGCUUUAAUUAAAUUGGUGGUUAAAUGUCGAAUGUACCGAUAUUCACCAUUAGCAGCGUGUGAGGAAUGACCCAAGGAGUCCGAUAGGUCCUAGGGGUGACUCAAGGAGUCGGAGUGAUCAUAGGAGUGACUCGAGGUGUCGGAAAGAUCCGAGAAGUGACUCGAGAAUUCGGAGAGGUCCUAGGAGUGACUCAAUGAUUCGGAGUGAUCCUAGGAGUGACUCUAGGAGUGACUCGAGGUGUCGGAAAAAUCCUAGAAGUGACCCGUGAAUUCGGAGUGAUCCAAGGAGUGACUCGAGAACUCGGAGAGGUCCUAGGAGUGACUCAUUUAGUCGGAGUGAUCCUAGGAGUGACUCGAGGUGUCGGAAAGAUCGAGAAGUGACUCGAGAAUUUGGAGUGACUCAAGGAGUGACUCGAGAAGUCGGAGUGACCUGAGGAGAUGGAUUGACACUGGUUACGCUAUAUAUAUAUAUACAUUUUAUAUGUAUAUGUUGUGUUAGAAAUAAGAUAUAGAUAACGUAUACCUAUAACCCUUAGUAUAGUAAUCAUCAGUGUCUAAUGACCAACAUACCAGGGUUAAAAUCGUUGAUUUAUCAUAUUUAGGAAUACAGAGGUAUGACACUAUGCUAACUUUUUGACAUUUGGUAUAUGUCGGGAGCGUCGAUGCUAACAGAGAUAUACGUUUGUAUGUUAAGUAUGCUACGCAUUUAUUGACAUUUUAACCAGUGAAAUACACGACUGAUGAUUAUAAGACUCUAUCAUAUGUGGUCAUGUAGGAUAGGGAUAUUCCACCCGAGGGGUCACAAAAUGUGGUAAAACC
This is a messenger RNA of Pecten maximus, 6392 nucleotides long. RefSeq lists its product as uncharacterized. Lineage: Eukaryota; Metazoa; Mollusca; Bivalvia; Pectinida; Pectinidae. The transcript is spliced from 15 exons. The record is from RefSeq and is a predicted model, not a curated record. The coding region runs from base 199 to 5292 and encodes 1697 amino acids. Gene Ontology annotation, molecular function: adenylate cyclase inhibiting G protein-coupled glutamate receptor activity. Gene Ontology annotation, cellular component: membrane. Gene Ontology annotation, biological process: G protein-coupled receptor signaling pathway.